Bactrocera dorsalis (oriental fruit fly) is the source of this 666-nucleotide messenger RNA. RefSeq lists its product as uncharacterized. Gene Ontology annotation, molecular function: nucleic acid binding. The record is from RefSeq and is a predicted model, not a curated record. Lineage: Eukaryota; Metazoa; Arthropoda; Insecta; Diptera; Tephritidae. The transcript has a single exon. The coding region runs from base 1 to 666 and encodes 221 amino acids.
AUGGUAGGCGCUGAUAGACAAAUGCGUGAAGAUGUGAAGGAGUGGGUAUCCUUAUAUGCGCAACAGCACGUUGCUCAUGUUGAUACUCGAUGGAAGUUCAUUACCCCCGCUGCGCCACAUCAUGGUGGUAUCUGGGAAGCAGCGGUCCGCUCGGCCAAGAAGCAUUUACUUCGCAUUAUGGGCCAACACUCAUUGCGAUAUCAUGAGCUCUUAACGCUAUUGACAAGGAUUGAAGCUUGUCUUAAUUCACGACCAAUUGUAGUCUUACAUGAUGACCCCGAAGGAGGACUAGCCUUAACGCCAAGUGAUUUCAUAAGUGGCCGACCAAUAAAUUGCCGUCCUGAGCCACCGCUACCAGAUAUACCGCACAACCGCCUCCAUUAUUGGCAGCGCUUGCAAGUAAUGUUCGAACAAUUUUGGAAACGCUGGCAAAAUGAAUAUCUGAAUUCGCUUCAGGCCCGUACCAAGUGGAUGAGGCCUGAACCAAACCUCCAAAUAGGAGAUAUCGUACUUAUUCCAAAUGAGAAUUUUCCACCCGCUCGUAUCACGGACACCCAUCCAGGCAGCGAUGGUCUUGUCCGCGUCAUUACGAUAGAAUACAAUGGAGAUCGGUUGACGGACGAAGGCAUGCACGUCAAACGCCACUGUCAACGUCCUGUAAGGUAA